This is a messenger RNA of Cercospora beticola, 447 nucleotides long. Its product is annotated as ACT domain-containing protein. Lineage: Eukaryota; Fungi; Ascomycota; Dothideomycetes; Mycosphaerellales; Mycosphaerellaceae. The record is from RefSeq and is a predicted model, not a curated record.
AUGUCCCACUCAGGCGAAAGAAAUCUCGACAAGCUCAUUGAAUCGAUGAAUCCAACCCUAGACGACGAAGUUUUCGUAUUCUCAAAGCUUCCCUUGGAUUCGAAUCAAGCCCUGGACUUCAUUCUCAAGAUAUCCGAUUUAGGCGUGAAGAUGUUGUUCAGAGAGAAGGAAGCCUGGACCCUCAUACUUCCAAAGUCAAUGGCAACUGCCGAGAAGCUCGACUACAUGUUCGAGUGUCGACAGAUCACUCUGAACGUCCACUCUAGUCUGGAUGCUGUGGGGUUUUUGGCCGCCAUCACGACAGAGUUGGCGUCGAAAUUGGGCAUAGGUGUCAAUCCAGUGAGCGGAUUUUAUCACGAUCAUCUCUUCGUGCCUACAGGCACUGAGGAGCAAGUCGUCGAAGCUCUACGACACAUGUCAGCUGCCAGAGGUCAGCGUGAUUCGUAG